AACCGGCGCCGAAUUAUUUUUUUUCCCGGGCAUCAAGCUUGUUUCACAAUCGUUUGGAAUACAAAGGAUUAAAUUUUAUUUAUUAAUUUGCUGUUGCAUCAAUUUAUUUUUCAGUUUUUUGUGUAAACUACAGUCUCUGUGUUAUAAUCAAAGGUACAGUUUACGUAGUUCAAUUUUGAAAAGAUGUCCAGCAAGAAAGGGCGAAAGUCAAAAUUAUCAGACUCUGACUCUGAUUCUGGACCAGAUGAUCGCAAUCCUCCUGCUAAAAAAAGCAAGAAUGAAAAGCCUGCUGCUGCUGCUGCUGCUGCUAGCACCAGUGAUGAUGGUGAUUUAAUUAAGCUAUCGAAGUAUAGAUAUGUCAGUGUCAGAGAAUUUCGAGGGAAACUGAUGGUGGAUAUCAGAGAGUAUUAUGAAAAAGACGGUGAAAUGAAACCGGGUAAAAAAGGCAUUUGUCUUAAUAUGGAACAAUGGAAUGCACUUAAAGAACAAAUGGAUAACAUUGAAGCUGCCAUCAAGAAAUAUUAAAGUGUAAAAAAAAAUGUCAUUCUUUGUAAUUAAUAUUUGUUCUAUGUUUUGAGUAAUAAGAUUUUGGUUGUUACUAAUAACAUUAAAAAUAUUCAUAUUAUA
Messenger RNA from Argiope bruennichi, 627 nucleotides. It is a transcript of the gene Ssb-c31a, whose product is annotated as activated RNA polymerase II transcriptional coactivator p15-like. Bases 184 to 525 code for a protein of 113 amino acids. The record is from RefSeq and is a predicted model, not a curated record. Lineage: Eukaryota; Metazoa; Arthropoda; Arachnida; Araneae; Araneidae. Gene Ontology annotation, molecular function: DNA binding; transcription coactivator activity. Gene Ontology annotation, cellular component: transcription regulator complex; nucleus. The transcript is spliced from 5 exons. Gene Ontology annotation, biological process: positive regulation of transcription initiation by RNA polymerase II.